Sciurus carolinensis (gray squirrel) is the source of this 1911-nucleotide messenger RNA. It is a transcript of the gene Sel1l2, whose product is annotated as SEL1L2 adaptor subunit of ERAD E3 ligase. Gene Ontology annotation, biological process: ERAD pathway. The record is from RefSeq and is a predicted model, not a curated record. Gene Ontology annotation, cellular component: endoplasmic reticulum membrane. Lineage: Eukaryota; Metazoa; Chordata; Mammalia; Rodentia; Sciuridae. Gene Ontology annotation, molecular function: protein binding.
UUGGAACGAAGAAGAUCAAGCAAAGUAAUCAAUAAAAGAGAAAACCUUUUAGGAAAGAAAAAGAAGCAACAUAAAUUAAAAAUGAAGGGAAUUCUAAAUAAAGACCUGUUGGAAAGAAACAAAAAUCAUUUAAAAGAGCAAGCAAAGAAAAAUUUCACAGAUGAAGGAGAUGAUCUAUUUAAUAUGGGCAUCAAGAUUCUCCAGGAGUCCAAAAGCCAAAAACAAAAAACAGAAGCCUAUGUGCUUUUUGCCAAAGCAGCUGACAUGGGAAAUUUGAAAGCUAUGGAGAAAAUGGCUGAUGCUUUGCUAUUUGGAAAUUUUGGCAUGCAAAACAUAACAGCAGCGAUCCAAUUAUAUGAGUCCUUGGCUAAAGAAGGAUCAUACAAAGCCCAAAACGCAUUAGGAUUUUUGUCUUCUUAUGGAAUAGGAAUGGAAUAUGAUCAAGCUAAGGCUCUGAUAUAUUAUACAUUUGGAAGUGCUGGAGGAAGCAUGAUGUCCCAGAUGAUUUUGGGGUACAGAUAUUUGUCAGGAAUCAAUGUUCUACAGAAUUGUGAAGUUGCCCUAAAUCAUUACAAGAAAGUGGCAGAUUACAUUGCUGACAAUUUGGAAAAAAGUGAAGGAAUUCCAGUGGAAAAAGUGAGACUAACUGAGAGACCUGAAAAUCUGAGUUCUAACAGUGAGAUAUUGGAUUGGGACAUAUACCAAUACUAUAAAUUUUUGGCAGAAAGAGGAGAUGUUCAGAUACAAGUAUCUCUUGGACAAUUACACCUAAUUGGGAGGAAAGGUCUAGAUCAAGAUUACUAUAAAGCAUUAUACUACUUCUUAAAGGCAGCAAAGGCCGGAAGUGCAAAUGCCAUGGCUUUUAUAGGAAAGAUGUACUUAGAGGGGAAUGCUGCUGCACCUCAAAAUAAUGCUACUGCCUUUAAAUACUUUUCCAUGGCAGCCAAUAAGGGCAAUGCAAUUGGUCUUCAUGGACUUGGUCUCCUUUACUUUUAUGGAAAAGGAGUUCCUGUGAAUUAUGCCGAAGCACUUAAAUACUUUCAGAAAGCUGCAGAAAAAGGAUGGCCCAAUGCACAGUUCCAGUUAGGCUUCAUGUACUACUCUGGCUCUGGAGUAUGGAAGGAUUACAAACUUGCCUUCAAAUUUUACUUGGCAUCCCAGAGUGGGCAGCCCCUUGCCAUUUAUUAUCUGGCUGAGAUGUAUGCAACAGGAACAGGAGUGUUAAGAUCCUGCAGGACUGCUGUGGAGCUUUAUAAAGGUGUCUGUGAACUAGGCCACUGGGCUGAGAAAUUCCUGACAGCUUAUUUUGCGUAUAAGGAUGGUGAUAUAGAUUCUUCUCUUGUUCAGUAUGCACUGCUUGCAGAAAUGGGGUAUGAAGUAGCUCAAAGCAAUUCAGCAUUCAUUUUGGAAUCUAAAAAGGCUAAAAUUUUUGAAAAAGAGAAGAUGUAUCCAAUGGCACUUCUUCUAUGGAAUCGAGCUGCCAUUCAAGGCAAUGCAUUUGCUAGAGUAAAAAUUGGAGAUUACCAUUACUAUGGCUACGGAACUAAGAAAGAUUACGAAACAGCAGCCACACAUUACAGCAUUGCAGCUGACAAAUAUCAGAGUGCUCAAGCCAUGUUCAAUCUGGCCUAUAUGUAUGAACAUGGCUUAGGUAUCGCAAAGGACAUUCACUUGGCCAGGAGAUUAUAUGACAUGGCUGCUCAAACAAGUCCAGAUGCUCACAUACCUGUGUUCUUUGCCCUUAUGAAACUGGAAACUAUGCAUUUGCUCCGCGAUAUCCUGUUUUUUAAUUUUACUUUGAGGUGGAAAUGGAUGAAAUUGGACAACAUGCUUGGACCAUACUGGGAUUUAUUUAUGAUUGGCCUAAUUAUUGUCAUGCUGAUCUUCUUGAUUAGAAACCGCCAUAGGUAG